GUUGCUCGCUCGCCGACUCUUAUUCGCGGGGCGUUCGCCUGGGAAAAGCCAGAGGGGGGUUUUGGUGUGUGUUUGUGUGGGGUUUUGUUUUGGAGGGGACGCGCAAAAGCGGUCCGGGGUCUUUUCCCUUCCGAUGGAGGCUUUCCACCCGAGCAAGCUAGAGAAGCACCAUCACCACCACCGACACCACCACCACCAUCAGCCGGUGGAGUUUUUGCAAGGAGGCGGCAGGUACGCGACGAAGAGCCACCACAGCGCUUACGGGAACGCGUUCAACUCUUGGAACGAUUACCUGGGCUUGGCCACGCUGAUCACCAAAGCGGUGAGCCAGGAAAAGGGCUUUCGGACCGGAUCCUCCUCCGUGGUUGUGGCGGCCGCCGUGCAGCAGGUCCCGGCGACCGAGGAAGGCGAGGAGGGGGAGGAAGAAGAAGACGAGGAGGAGGAAGACGAGGAAGACGACGACGAAGUGGGAGCCCCUUAUUUCGAGAGCUCCCUGGAUUUGCACGAUUUUGACUUGUACGGGCACCAUCACCACCACCACCUUAACCCGAGCGAAAACCUGCUGGAGGAGCGUUUCGCCGAUUUUAGCCCCUUCUCCGGCAGAGCCAGCCCGGCUUCGGUGGUGUUCAAUUGCUCCCCUGACCAUCUGGAAAGAGAUCGCUCGCCUCACGCUUGGGGCGGCCGCCUGGUGGUCGACGGCCGACUGCCAGCGCCUCCGAAAAGCGCCUCCAGGCUGCUGAAGCCGGAAUUGCAAGUGUGCGUUUUCUGCCGGAAUAAUAAAGAAGCCGUGGCCCUCUACACCACGCACAUCCUUAAGGGACCCGACGGCAGAGUCUUGUGCCCCGUGCUGAGGCGAUACACUUGCCCUCUCUGUGGAGCCAGUGGAGACAACGCGCACACGAUCAAGUAUUGCCCCUUGUCUAAAAUGCACGGCAGCGCCCCCAAACCACCGCUUAAAAACGCCCGGCAUAUCCUGGGCAAGAAGCUCCGCUAGGGGACGCUUGCCGAGCCUUGGCCGCGUCAGUGUUUGUGUGGAGACCAGGACUGCGAAUCAAAAACAUUGGACCAAGGAAAGAAAAGAAAAAAAAUAUCCACUACGAUUUCAGUCUUUCAUUUCAUUUUCUGUUCUUUUGCGCUCGCGUGCCCUCUACAGGGCUGUAAAGAAGGCGGCAAAUGCCUUUUGGUUUGUUUGUUUUUUAAACACCGAUUGUAAUCAAAUGAUGUUUCUUAAUAUAUUUAAAUAAUAUGAAGAUGUAGAAUGUACAGAGAGAUGUUCUUGAUUUAUGUAUCAAAUAACUGAGUAUAGUUUCUAGUUUGUAUAUGUAGUAGCCAGGGAGCCUGGCUUCUGAAUUAAUUCUUAAGAAUGAUAACAUACCGUUUAGACAGGUACUGUAUUUGUUUAUUGUGAAACUUACCUGAUUUUUAAAUGGGACUAAGGAUAUCUCUUAGGCAUAUAUGCUCAGUUUACUGUAGCUUUGUUGAAUAUUCUUGGCUGGAAAGGGAGCACUUUUGAAUAAAGAAAAUACUGUCUUUAAACGAGGUGGCAUAAUACAAAUUUAAUAUGUAUGAAUCAAAUAAUUUUUAAAGAGCUGUUUGGCUGGUCCUACAAUGGUUAUAAAGCAAGAUUGGAAAGGUCAUUAAAUGUGUUGAAUUGGCAUUUGCUUCCUUUGCUUGUCUUCAUUGUCUUCAAGCAAUAUUUUGAUUACUUUAAAAAAAAAAGGCUGCACUUUGUUUGCUUAGAAGUCUUAAAGUUUCAAAUUCACACCUUAACCUUUUUCCCCCUCACAGCUGGUAAGCUCCAUUUCAAGCACCUGCCUGUUUUGAAAUUUCACCGGUUUGCUUCCCUUGGUUGUUUUCCCAAAUACUUGUUUCCUCCAGCUGGCCCAAUUGAGACCACUUGAUCUUUGUGACACCUUCACUUCUACUUUAGAAGAACCUGGUUUUUUUCCUGAGUUUUCUCCACUACCUCCA
Messenger RNA from Notechis scutatus (mainland tiger snake), 1971 nucleotides. RefSeq names its product nanos C2HC-type zinc finger 1 (gene NANOS1). Lineage: Eukaryota; Metazoa; Chordata; Lepidosauria; Squamata; Elapidae. The record is from RefSeq and is a predicted model, not a curated record. Gene Ontology annotation, molecular function: RNA binding; zinc ion binding.